AACAACACGAGCACACGCAGCAAUUGAAGCACCGCGCACAUGCCCACAGCACAGCGCACAAACAGCAACCCUAGCAAUCGCGCAGCAAGCACGCAGCAAGCACGCCAACAAUGGCCGAGCCAGCACCAGCAGCACCGCCCACUGCCCUCCCAGAUGACAGCGAGCAACAGCAGCACGCGGACGCGCAAACAGGCACCAGCAGCGCUCACGCGCCCACCACAAACGGCAGCAGCAGCACAGACGUCGAAAUGAAAGAGGAGCCCGCCGAAACGCCCGCCGCAUCCGAGAUCCCGCCCGUCGACGAGAGCGCCGCAGCAGCGACCGCGACAGCAGCGACAGUAGCACCAGCAGCAAGCAGCACCACGCCCACCGCGCCCGUGCCCCAAACCACCGCCACCACCGCCGUCGCAGCAGCAGCUCCUUCGAUCGCGCCCGCGCCUGCGCCCGCGUCCAAUACCACUGCCGCCGCUGCGCCGCCCACUGCGACGCCGCCCCCUCCCUCCGUAACGCCCGUCCCGGCGCCCAGCACGGGCGCAGCACGCGCGACGGGGUCGCCUCGCGCGUCGGCGCCGCCGCCGGCGGCGUUCCCGAAGGAACCGAAUCCGCAUGGGAGCCCUACGCGGGUGUAUUUGAAUCAGCAUGUCACGCCGCAUUUGCUGGAGGGGAUGAAGCAGCUGGCGCUUGUCGAGCCCGAGAAGCCGUUGAAGUGGCUGUCAGAGUAUCUGGCGCAGAAGAGUAGAGAGGUUGAGGGCGCUUAGGGUUGCCUGCCUAGAAAGACAAUAAUGGAGCUUGGGCGGUGGGACAGGCGUUGAGGAUGGCAUGGGAUGGUAUGGGGUUUGCGGACAUAGGGUCAUGACAGGAUACCCGCCUGUGACGGUUGCAUAGCGAUGGCGUUCGAAUCUGACAUGAGCUCUGAGAAGAGCCAUGGUUUACCCUCAAUAUCAG
This is a messenger RNA of Aplosporella prunicola CBS 121167, 945 nucleotides long. RefSeq lists its product as uncharacterized. Lineage: Eukaryota; Fungi; Ascomycota; Dothideomycetes; Botryosphaeriales; Aplosporellaceae. The transcript is spliced from 3 exons. Bases 111 to 758 code for a protein of 215 amino acids. The record is from RefSeq and is a predicted model, not a curated record.